AUGCGCCAUCCCUUCGCUAACGUCCAGUACUACGCAAGCGAAUUACGAUUUGAUGAUACUUAUGACUCCGAGGAUGCUCCCUCCUCCUCGAACGAGAAGUCUCACGUCCAGCGUGCCCUUGAUGCGGCCCAGGUCGUCAAACGAUCCCGCAGGCUAGCCGUGUUGCUCGGCGGACAAGAGUCUGGCUCCGCGGUCCCCACCUAUCGCCCGGGUGGUACUGUCAACGGGUCACUGGCUAUCCUGAGCCCGUCCGAGCUGCUUUCAGUGCACGCAGUGGUGCAUGGGUACAUCAACAUCAGCGAAAUCGCCGGCGCCGGGCGGGCCCUGACGGAGGUACUUCACGAGGACCUCUACUCAUGGAACGCAGAUAGCGAUCCUCCCUUGCCUUCGCGGAUCCCCUUCCGAUACACACUCCCUUCCCAAUACACCGUUCCCAACUUGGGCGACCGCCUUCCGCUCCCACCGACCUACCAUGCGUACCUGUCCGGUAUCCCCGGCUUCACCGUCCAUGUGUCGUACCACAUAGCGGUAGAUAUGCUCUAUACGAAGCGCCAAGGACCGUCAUGGCGAAAGCGCAGGUGCCUGCGUGUGCCUCUCCAAUUGCAACACUUCACUCGACCCGCCGCCAGGGGUCCAUUCCGCCUCAGUUCGGAGCCAGACGCGGCUGGCCCGCGCACGAUGUUCAGGCUCCACAUGCCAUCUAGACAGACUAGUCGCGCACAGAUAGAGACACAUGUAUUCCUACCGCAAUCACAAAUCUGUAGCCUUAAAGAGCCCAUUCCUUUCUUCGUAACGUUAUUCGGCAACGAGGCGACCCUCGCGCCCUUCCUAUGUUAUGUGCCGUCCCCGGCAUCCUUCCAUCCCUUGUCGUCACCUUCAGAAACAUCCAUAGACUCGCUGCAGCGAGCUCUCAAGCUACGCCAGAGCGCAGCUACCUGCCCGCUCCGCAUUGUAAUACAGAGGACCACAGCGGUCGACGUGGAUCGCACCGGCGUCCCCUGCGUCGAAGGCCAAGUCGGUCAGGACUUUGCUUCGAAAUGCAUCGGGCAAGGUGUGAUCCACAACGUCAGCAGAGGACCAAAGUCAAUCACCUGGGCGGGUACCAUUACGGUCAAUGCGGACGUUACCUCGGGUGGAUUCGCAGCAAUUGGUCUGAGGGUAUCGGACAGCAUCGUGGUCUCUAUCAAGCCGCCGGAAGUAUCACGAAGCCGCUGGAUGCCACUGUGUGAGACGAUAGCGGUGCGACUCACCACGGAGUCGUACGGGUGCUCCGCCGCUGUGCCCGUCAGCAGCGUCGUCUGA
This is a messenger RNA of Rhodofomes roseus, 1302 nucleotides long. RefSeq lists its product as uncharacterized. The record is from RefSeq and is a predicted model, not a curated record. The coding region runs from base 1 to 1302 and encodes 433 amino acids. NCBI's taxonomy places the organism in Eukaryota, Fungi, Basidiomycota, Agaricomycetes, Polyporales, Fomitopsidaceae. The transcript has 6 exons.